CUUUAAAAAAACUCUCAGUGAAGGAAAAAAUAACCCACCACCACCGAAGCGGCGAAGAGAAUCCCCGGGCAGGACAAGGCCUCAGCUCGUGAGAGGCAGCGAGUAACCGUCACUCCGUGCAGUUUGUGUUUAAUCUUUAUAGAAAAUGAAUCCAAGUGCUCCCAGCUACCCCAUGGCUUCCCUGUAUGUUGGAGACCUGCACCCUGACGUAACAGAGGCUAUGCUGUAUGAGAAAUUCAGUCCUGCUGGGCCAAUUUUGUCAAUCAGAGUCUGCAGGGAUAUGAUCAUAAGACGAUCUCUUGGUUAUGCUUAUGUAAACUUUCAACAACCAGCUGAUGCUGAACGUGCUUUGGAUACAAUGAACUUUGACGUCAUAAAAGGCAAGCCAGUGCGUAUAAUGUGGUCUCAGCGUGAUCCAUCUCUCCGUAAAAGUGGAGUAGGCAACAUUUUCAUCAAGAAUCUGGACAAAUCCAUUGAUAACAAAGCACUGUAUGAUACAUUUUCUGCAUUUGGGAAUAUCCUAUCAUGCAAGGUGGUGUGUGAUGAAAAUGGUUCGAAGGGCUAUGGAUUUGUUCACUUCGAAACCCAGGAGGCUGCAGAGAGGGCAAUUGAUAAAAUGAAUGGCAUGCUUUUGAAUGACCGCAAAGUAUUUGUUGGGAGAUUCAAGUCCCGCAAAGAACGAGAAGCAGAGCUCGGUGCAAGAGCAAAGGAGUUCACAAAUGUCUACAUAAAGAAUUUUGGUGAAGACAUGGAUGACGAGAGACUUAAAGAAAUGUUUGGCAAAUAUGGACCAGCCCUCAGUGUUAAAGUUAUGACAGACGAAAGCGGAAAGUCCAAAGGCUUUGGUUUUGUUUCUUUUGAAAGACAUGAGGAUGCCCAGAAGGCUGUAGAUGACAUGAACGGAAAAGAUAUGAAUGGCAAAGCAAUCUAUGUUGGCCGUGCCCAGAAAAAGGUGGAAAGGCAAACCGAGUUGAAGAGAAAAUUUGAACAAAUGAAACAGGACCGAAUUACUAGAUACCAGGGUGUUAACCUUUAUGUAAAAAACUUGGAUGAUGGCAUUGAUGAUGAGCGUCUUCGCAAAGAAUUUUCACCCUUCGGGACAAUCACAAGUGCUAAGGUAAUGAUCGAAGGUGGUCGAAGCAAAGGAUUUGGAUUUGUGUGCUUCUCCUCCCCUGAAGAGGCCACCAAAGCAGUCACUGAAAUGAAUGGUAGAAUUGUAGCCACAAAGCCUCUGUAUGUUGCUCUGGCACAGCGCAAGGAAGAGAGGCAAGCACAUCUGACCAACCAGUACAUGCAGAGAAUGGCAAGUGUUCGUGCUGUACCCAAUCCAGUGAUCAGCCCUCAAUCCAGUGAGCCACCACCCUCCAGCUACUUCAUGGCUGCAAUCCCACCUGCUCAAAAUCGUGCUGCAUACUACCCUGGACAGCUUGCUCAGAUUAGACCAAGCCCCCGUUGGACUGCUCAAGGUGCCAGGCAUCCAUUCCAGAACAUGCCAGGUGCCAUCCGCCCUGCUGCUCCAAGACCACCAACCUUUGGAGCAAUGAGACCAACCUCUUCCCAGGUCCCACGUGUUGUGUCUGCGCAGCGCGUUGCAAAUACAUCAACACAGACCAUGGGUCCUAGGCCAACAGCUGCUGCAGCGGCUGCUGCUGCUACUUCUACUGUGCGUUCUGUUACUCAAUAUAAAUAUGCCGCUGGUGUCCGUAAUCUUCAACAACAUCUUAGUACCCAACCUCAAGUUGCAAUGCAGCAGCCUGCUGUCCAUAUGCAAGGCCAAGAGCCUCUGACUGCUUCCAUGCUGGCCUCUGCUCCUCCACAGGAGCAAAAACAAAUGCUGGGUGAGCGUCUGUUCCCACUGAUCCAAGCUAUGCAUCCUAAUCUCGCUGGUAAGAUUACUGGCAUGUUGCUGGAGAUUGAUAAUUCUGAGCUGCUUCACAUGCUGGAGUCUCCAGAAUCUCUCCGCUCUAAGGUGGAUGAAGCUGUUGCUGUGUUGCAAGCCCACCAAGCUAAGGAGGCUGCCCAAAAGGCUGUGAGCAAUGCUACUGGCGUGGCUGCUGUUUAACAUGCAUGCAGAUGGAACUUCAAAGAACUUCACUGAAAAAUUUCAAAACAUGGAAAAACUUAAAUCUUGCAAAAACACUGCAAAACAAAAUAAAAUCACAUAAAAAAGGAAAGGAAACUUCAAUGCUUACGUACGGAGUAAAUGCCAGGUCUGGCAGGUAUUGCUAGUCCUAGAUAUUAAAAAAAAAAAAAAAAAGCAAAAUAUAAAA
This is a messenger RNA of Pelobates fuscus (common spadefoot toad), 2270 nucleotides long. Its product is annotated as polyadenylate-binding protein 1-like. Gene Ontology annotation, molecular function: poly(A) binding; poly(U) RNA binding; mRNA 3'-UTR binding. Gene Ontology annotation, cellular component: cytosol; ribonucleoprotein complex; nucleus. Lineage: Eukaryota; Metazoa; Chordata; Amphibia; Anura; Pelobatidae. The record is from RefSeq and is a predicted model, not a curated record.